This is a messenger RNA of Xenopus laevis (African clawed frog), 3933 nucleotides long. RefSeq names its product XK related 4 S homeolog (gene xkr4.S). NCBI's taxonomy places the organism in Eukaryota, Metazoa, Chordata, Amphibia, Anura, Pipidae. Gene Ontology annotation, cellular component: plasma membrane; membrane. Gene Ontology annotation, biological process: apoptotic process involved in development; engulfment of apoptotic cell; phosphatidylserine exposure on apoptotic cell surface. The coding region runs from base 795 to 2666 and encodes 623 amino acids. The record is from RefSeq and is a predicted model, not a curated record. The transcript has 3 exons.
AGUGCGCCCCCCCAUCCCCAUCAUGAUUGUGCCCUAGGCGGGCGCCUACUCUGCCUACCCCUAGUUCCCAUCAGCCAUUAGACGCAUAAUAACGCGCAUAAUAUCGCACAUAAUAACGCACAGCUGGGAAACAAUAGCGGCUUCUCUGCCUCCGGAACACUAUCCCCUUCCGCUGAGUCGCUGUGCCAUUCAGAAGGUUCGUCUCUCCGUUAGAGGCGGUUCAAUAUGACCUAAUGCAUCGAGAGGUGGGAGGAGCCACGUGAAGUUCGGUGUAAGGGGCGGGGCUGUGGAUUUUUGCCGCGUAGUAAAUCACGGAGACGAGACAGGGCUGAGCAGCAAGAGGAUGAUUAUGAAGGGCCCAGCAUAACAAUGCAGUUAUUGUGAAUGGCAUAUCCUCGUUUCACCUCUGCCCCAUCCCCUUGAUCCCUUUCUCCUCCUUCACUUUCCCCCGCUGCUGCUGCUGCACUGCCAGUGAGAGUCGGGGAGGAAGAGAGUAGAUGAGGGAUGAUGAGGUCAUCCUUCUCCCUUUUCCUGGAGGAGAGAGAGGAAAGUGGGAGGGCUUGUGCUGAGCUCCACGCUCUGUGGCUGCAGGGUGAGGUUGGGAGGCGGAGCUACGCCUGGCCCCGCCCACCUUCUGGUCAAUCACACAGAGCAGGGAGGGUAGGGGGAGGCAGAGGAGGGAACACGAUAGGAACGCUGUCUCAUAAAGGAGGGAUUUUCUCGCUUUUCACCCUUUUGUAUCAGUUCCUCAUUUAUUUCCCCUUUUUUUUUUUUUUUCCCUGUUGUUGAUCAUCAUGGCCGCUAAGUCAGACGGGACGCUGAAGAUGAAGAAGAGCGACGUUGCUUUCACCCCGUUGCAGAACUCGGAUCACUCGGGCUCGGCGCAAGGUUUGGCGACAGGAUCUCAGCCGGGAUCUGCUACCGGGGACGGAGGCUGCUCGGACGGGAGCUCCCGGUGUUGCUGCAGUGGCGGCAGAGUUGCAGGCGGAGGAGUCGCGGGUGCGUCGUCCUCGCUGUGUCUGCGACUGGGCAGGGAGCAGCGGAGAUACACGGUGUGGGAUUGCCUAUGGAUCCUGGCCGCGGUGGCCGUCUACUUUGCAGACGUGGGGAGUGACAUUUGGCUUUCAGUCGACUACUAUCUGCGGGGCCAGCGCUGGUGGUUCGGCUUGACCUUGUUCUUUGUGGUGCUGGGCUCGCUCUCUGUGCAGCUUUUCAGCUUCAGGUGGUUUGCGCACGAUUUCAGCACCGAGAACAGCUCCCAAUGCAAUCCCAUAGAGAGCAAGGCGGCCGCUGCUUCUGCUGCAGCUUGUGAGGGGGAUGCGCGACCCUCCACUCCACAGAGACAGGCUUCCACCACCAGCAGCAGCUGCAAACCCAACAACACCGCCACCAACACCGGCACUAACACCGGCACCAGCACCAACAGGGCGAACAGCAGGGACAGGUCUUCCUCCUGCUCCUUCUGCAUCUGGAUCAUGCAGUCACUCAUCCAUAUCCUGCAGCUUGGACAGAUCUGCAGGUAUUUUCAUACUAUCUACUUGGGAAUUCGGAGUAGACGAAGUGGAGAGAAUGACAGGUGGCGGCUCUAUUGGAAGAUGGUAUAUGAAUAUGCAGAUGUCAGCAUGCUGCACUUGCUGGCCACAUUCCUGGAAAGCGCUCCUCAACUGGUCCUUCAGCUGUGCAUCGUGGUGCAGACGCGCAGCUUACAGGCUCUUCAAGGUCUCACUGCAGCUGCAUCUCUUGUAUCCUUGGCCUGGGCCCUUGCAUCUUAUCAGAAAGCAUUACGCGAUUCCCGAGAUGACAAGAAACCGAUCAGUUACAUGGCUGUUAUUAUCCAGUUUUGCUGGCAUUUCUUUACCAUUGCAGCAAGAGUGAUAACAUUUGCUCUUUUUGCUUCUGUUUUCCAACUCUACUUUGGAAUAUUCAUCGUCCUUCACUGGUGCAUCAUGACCUUCUGGAUUGUCCAUUGUGAGACCGAAUUCUGUAUCACGAAGUGGGAGGAGAUUGUGUUUGAUAUGGUUGUUGGAAUUAUCUAUAUAUUUAGUUGGUUUAACGUCAAGGAAGGAAGGACACGGUGCAGGCUGUUUAUAUAUUAUUUUGUCAUUCUCAUUGAAAACACUGCCUUGAGUACCCUUUGGUACCUGUACAAGGCCCCCCAAAUCUUGGAUGCGUUUGCUAUCCCAGCACUAUGUGUAGUGUUUAGUAGCUUUUUAACAGGUAUUGUUUUUAUGUUGAUGUACUAUGCCUUCUUUCAUCCCAAUGGACCUAGAUUUGGGCAAUCACCAAGCUGUGUUUGUGAAGACACUGUAACUGCCUUUCCUUUGCCUCCUGAAGGGGCCUCAAACACUCUUAGGUCAAUGUCCAACAACCGUAGUGUGGCCAGUGAUCGAGAUCAGAAAUUUACUGAAAGAGACGGUUGUGUGCCAAUCUUUCAGGUAAGGCCUACAGCUCCAUCUACACCAUCAUCAAGGCCACCAAGGAUUGAAGAAUCAGUUAUUAAAAUUGACCUGUUUAGAAACAGGUAUCCAGCCUGGGAGAGGCAUGUGUUGGAUAGAAGCCUGCGCAAGGCAAUUUUAGCUUUUGAAUGUUCUCCUUCUCCUCCCCGGCUUCAAUAUAAAGACGAUGCGCUUAUCCAGGAACGUCUGGAAUAUGAAACCACAUUGUAACAGAAAAAGUACAAAAGACUUUCAAGAGCUGCAACUUUAUGUUGAAUAUCAGCAGAUUAGUGGCAAUAACUAAACUGCGUAAUUCCUACAGAAACUGGUCGAUAAGCCAUGACUUCCAGGGUCACGGCGGAGAAUUUAAAGGUGGCUAUUCAUCAUGAUUAUCAUUCUUUCUACUACUGAAAGCUGUCUGAAGAAUAAGCACAGUUUCUGCCGUUUCUGUUAUCUUCUAUAAGGAAAUUAAAUGAAAAUAUCACAUUUAAUGGGGUGAUGCCUAGUACUGGAAACUGUCACUCGAAAGCCACCAUGUAUUCAGGAAAUGCAAAUAUGAAGGUGGCAAACCUUCAUUCAGUCUCCAAAUUGCUUUUAAACUACCAAAGUUGUGAGGGCUCAUUUAGUGUAAUACUUUGCAGAACUUUUCUAGCUCACAUUUUUUAUCCGGAUAAACCUAUAAAGCAAAAAAAUUAAACAGAAAUCCACUCAACAUCUUUUAUGAAUUCAGUUUAUUUUUUAAUAUCUACAUUUUAUUUUCUAUGCUAGGAAUAAGUACAAGUCAAAGUCAGUUCUAGAUCACGAAAACCAAAUAUGGCACAAUUGAUGAUUAAAUCCAGGUUUUAUUUUUCUAUAGUUAUCCUCUUCCUUUUUUGUAUGUGUAAAUUGUAUAUAGCCAGCAGCCACUCGUUUUUGCUAACUUGGUUAAAUAGCACUAAAAACCAUUGCAGUCAUACUGUAUUCCACCUUAAGUUCCUCCGGCUUUAGAGAUUCAGCAGAUGUAGUAUGAAGUGGUUUGAAAGUCUAGUGGCAGCAACCAUAUAUAUGUGCAUUCAAGAGACAGAGUGAAUGAUGCAAUAGCACUGAAAGAAAGGAAAAAUGAUAAUCAUGAUGACAUGUCCGGUCAGCAAAAAAUAUUCCGAGGGACUUUUAAGGAAAUAAGCAAUUAGUUAUCUGUAUAAAUAAAGGAGAUGAGAUUCAGGACAAUAAAUGCAUGGCUCAAAGUGACUUUUUACAGGUAUGAUAGAAAACAAAUUCCAUACCCUUCUAGUGCCAAACAUAACAUAUUGGUCAUGAUUGCUCUUGUUGCCUGAGAAACACAGAUUAAUGUGGUAUGACGAGCCAUGCAAGAGUAUGAAGCAAGAAGGAAAUGUACAGACAGCUUUUUUUUUAUAUCUAUACCCUAAGUAAAAUGAUGUUUCUUUUAGCGGCCCUUGGGCUGUCUAUUAGUAUGUAUACACAGUGCCGUAGAAUAAACGACAACAUUUGUGGAAUACCA